AUAGUUGUUUUGCAAUGGUGGGCGGUGUAGCAACUAACUGUAACUGCGACUAUGUUUGUUUGCGCAGCGUCCAGCGAGGUGACGAAGCUUCAGCAGCACUUGGCGCUGCUGAAGGAGGAGUACAGUAAGCUGCAGAGUCACUGUGCAGAGGUGGAGCGCAAGUAUACACUUGCUGCCGCAUCGGCCGGUGACUUGAGCGAGACGAGUUUCGUCGCGCGGCUGCUUAUGACCGUAGCGACACUCUACGGAAGAGAAACCUAUUCGGACAUAAAAAUAAAGCUUCAGAACAAGUCUAUGCCAGGUCAUAAGUUUGUCUUAUGUGCCCGGUCUGAUGAUUGGAAUGAAGAAGCAUUAAAAAACCUGGAGGAAUUGGACUGGUCAGUGCUCCCUGAUGAUGUUGGUGCAGCCCUGCUCAAAUGGUUGUACACUGAUGUGGUGGACCUGACUCGGGGAGACAUGUUUGCGCUUCAGCUCAUGAAGUCUGCGGCAAACUUCAAGCUUAACGGUUUGGUGGGGAAGUGUGAGCAGGCCCUAAUUGCCAGUGUGGGAGUCAGGACUUGUGUAAAGUUCUACUCUGCCGCUGACGAGAUUGGAGCAUCUGCUCUCAAAGAACAUUGUUCCGGACUUAUUUCUGCUCACUGGGAUGAUCUCACAGGUGAAGACUUUGCUCACAUGUCGUCCGCGCUUCUAUACCGCAUGCUGAAGAGCAAGACUCCGCAGCCGCUACACGGAGCCGUCAGGCUGCUGCGGGAGGACGUCGUGUUCCUGUGCCUCGUCGAGAACCACGCCAAUCUAACAGACAUCGUGAACGCCAUGUCUUCUCGCGGGGAGCUCCCCUUGGAGCUCGCUCUCCGCGGCCACAGUACCUCGAUCGCUACCACUCUUCUACAGCACUGCGCUGAUGCUAAUGCCAGGGGCGCUCGUGGCAGGACCUUGCUGCAUCGGUCUAUCGACUCCAGGGACUCCUUCUCCGCUAAAUUCUUGGUGGACAACGGGGCUGACUGUAACCUCACUACCAAAGAGGAAGGCGACACAGCAUUGCACCUCAUAGCUGGAUUGACUGCUAGCUCGUGCGAUGAGGAAAUUAUGGACCAGAUGGCUGAAAUCGCGGAAGCCAUGAUUGAAAAAGGCGCUGAUAUUAAUCGACAAAAUCGGAAAGGAUUCACACCACUACAUCAAGCAGUUAUAGCAAGAAAUCAAAGGAUAUUCGAUCUCCUUCUCAAACAGCCAGCUUUAGACACAAACCUCCGAACGCUAACAGACGAGCAUCCACCCCUAUACUACGCUCUAGUCGACGACAGGCGGGCUUCGAUCUCUUCCAGCGAAACUCUAGUCAUGAACGGGUCUAACCCGUUCGAUACGCCAGUGACCAAUACUGCCGCCUUUACUGAAGACCCGGUGGAGGGAAGAACUGAGAGUAUAGUCGAGAGAGGGUUUGCUGCUAAACUGUUGACGAGAGGAUGCCAAAUGAAUCCAGUUUACUCCGGCUCUGGGGAUAGCUUGCUGCAUAUUCUGGCGCAGGGAUGGUUUGAGGACUCUGCUGUAUUUCUGACGGCGCAUCUAAACGGCGACCUGAACCAUACAAACGAGGCGGGCCUCACAGCGCUACACGCAGCCUGCGCUAACGGCCUCGCGCGACUGACGGCCUCACUGCUUGAACACGGCGCGAGGCCCAACCUGCAGACAUCGUAUGGGGAACAAGAGGAUACUGUUUACAGACAAACUCCUCUCCACCUGGCCGUGCUAAGCAACCACGAAACAGCCGUCCUAGCCAUCCUCGAACACAAGAAACUUAUUGAGAAAGGCGACAUGCCAGCCACUGAUAGAAGCAACGUCAGUCUACUGCCUAACCUCAACUUGAAGAAUUCCGAGGGAGAUACGCCAGUCAGCCUUGCCCUGGCGGAAGGACACAAAAACCUAGUGGCGCCCCUGAUCGAGGCCGGAGCGGACCCGAACGUGCGCAAUGGCAAAGGCUUUACAGUACUGCACCAGGCAAGUGAAGAGGACUCCAAAACCGCCAUCUACUUGCUGGAUCACGGAGCUGAUAUGGAUUCCUUAACGGAAGCCGGCGAAACGCCUCUACAGCUCGCCAUCCAUUGCCGCCUCGGGCUCGUGGUGGAAGCGCUGUGCGUGCGAGGCGUCGACAUGAGCCGCCUCGAUGCCAACGGAGUGCCGCCUCUGUGGGCAGCCCUGGAUUCCGGGCAGGAAGAAGUUGCCAGUAUUCUCGUACGAAAUGGCGCUGAUGCUGACUGUUGGGGACCAGGGCCUGAUGGCUGCUUGCAAACGCUACUACACAAAGCUAUCGAUGAAAACAAGGAAAACCUAGCGACGUUCCUGAUCCGCUCGGGUUGUGACGUGGAGUCGUCUCGCCGCGCCGGCGCCGCGGGUGAAGGCGCUGAUGUGGCUAAUGAAAAGCAGUCGCCGCUGCAUCUGUGCUGCACCUGGGGGCUCACUGAUGUUAUACAGACUCUACUAGAACACGGCGCCAACAUUAAUUCCAAGGACGCGGAAGGCAAGACGCCCCUCCACAUCGCGAUCGAGAACCAGCACGAGGGCAUCAUCUCUCUCCUUCUCUCGCAGCCGGGUAUAGACUUGUCGGCGAGGGACAACAAGGGCGUGUCGCCGUUCGCGGCCGCGCUCACCGCUAGGAAUAAUAAGGCUGCGCAGGCUAUACUUACUAAGAAUCCGUCCGCGGCUGAACAGGUGGACAAGAAAGGGCGGAAUUUCCUCCAUGUGGCCAUACAGAAGUGCGACAUGGAGAGCGUAAUGUUCCUGCUUUCCGUCGAAGUGGACGUCAACUCGCGCAUACAGGACAGCAGCACGCUAGCGCCGCCCUUGCACCUGGCGGCCGCGGUGGGCAACGAAGUGCUGCUUCGAAGUCUGUUGCUAGCUGGCGCGAGGCCCAACGAUCGGGAUGCUCAGAAACGCACGGCUCUCCACGUGGCCGCCAGCGCCGGUCACGCCAACAUCGUCUCGGCUCUUCUGAGCGGCGGCGCCGAGUGCGGCGCGGUCGACGCGGCCGGCGACAACGCGUUACAUGUCUGUGCCCGUGAAGGUCAUGCGGCCGCCGCACGCGCGCUGCUCGCCGACUCUGAUGUUGAUGCGGCUGCUGUUAACCUCAAGGGUCGCAACCCCUUGCACGAGUUGGCCUGGUGCAAGAAGGACAACGCCGCAGCGAUCUGCGAAAUAUUCAUUGAGCUGAUGCCAGACUAUCCCAUCAACAGGACGGACUUGCAGGGCAACACUCCGCUCCUGCUGGCGUAUAUGAACGGGCAGGCGGCGAUGUGCAGGGUGCUGGUGCGCGCCGGCGCGUGUCUGGCUCAGGAGAAUAAAGAUGGCGUUUCUAUAUUUAAUUAUCAGGUGGCGACAAAGCAGCUGCUCCACCGGUUGCUAGACGCGCUGCCAGCGGAGGCGCCGUGGGCCGAGAGCGACCUGUGCCAAGAGUGCGGCACAAAGUUCACGCUCACCAUGAGGAAGCACCACUGUCGUCACUGCGGCCGAAUGCUGUGCAACAAAUGUUCGAACCAAGACGUCCCCAUACUGAAGUUCGGUAUGAACAAACCGCAACGAGUGUGCGAGAUAUGCUUCAAAGUUCUCCAAGUGGGUGCCAGUUAGUGCCGCCAUAUUGGCAACAGUGGCGACGAUAUUGAUUGCUAAGGCUUCUACAGACGGUGCAAAAAAUCGCGUGCGAUUUUAUAUAGUCAAUCGGUCUAAUGCUGCAAUUCUGCUGCUUAUCGGUGACGUUUGUAGAGGUCGUAAGACAUAAAGCGUAUGAUUGGAUUCCCACAAGUUUCAUAGUCGAAAUACCCUUUCUUAACCUUUAUUGCUACGGAUUCGCGUAUGCAGCACUCGUAUAAAAAAUACACAGGCGCCAUAAGUGUAGCGAAGUUAUAAACGCAAUAUAUCCACAUUUUUACUACCUACACUUUAAUGUGGUUUUAUGUUAAAGUUGGCCGACGAAAAUAAUACAGUUCCCGAUUUAAUAUUAUAAAGUCCUAACUAGUGUAUAAAUUUUCAUGGCUCGACUGACUCAUUCACUUCAUUUUAGAAGAGCAAAUCUUUAAUUGAACCUUAUUACUUUUAUACUGAGGUCAAACUUAUCAACAACAGGACAGUAGCUGCUGUAUUUAACUGUUUGGUUGAAAUUUGAGUAUCGAGUAGACAAGUACCUACUACUAAUUUCGUACUGAAAAGUAGCAAUACUAUGUUUUGUGUGAAAUACUGUCACAAAAUGAUUUAGAUAGUGGUGAAUGUAGUACUGCCAGUAUUUUUUAUCGAUAUAAGUGAUAUAAUUUGUAUUGCGUUGAUACUACAUUGGUACAUUAUGUGAUAUACAUAUAUGUUUGCAAGUUUUGCAACAAAUUAUUAUGUGGUCAAGAAAUACUUUUCUUUUAUUAUUAUUUUAGCAUUUUCAUCAGUGAUACUCUUAAACUGUCAAGUUGUGUGGAAUAGAUUAAAAAUAUAAAUAAAAUAGUGCCUCAUUGUUGGCAAAUUGUGUUCCAAAUGUAGAUGGAACGCAAUUUCACUAUGCCAAAGUCUGAUAGAGCGUGCUUAUAUUUUCGUUUAGAUUUAAGUUCAAAUUAUUAUACUUAUAGGAAUCAAAAUUGUAACUUUGUAUUUAUGAUGAUAUUGAUAGUGGCAUAAGAUAUGUAGUCAGUAAUUUGACUUACGAAGCUCCAAAAUGAACUUACCGAUAUAAACGUGAAGCAUUUAGCAUUGAUACUUUGUAUUGAGGCUACUGAACCUCACGAGCUUCACGCUAAUUCGCUACCGUGUGAAUGACUUACUUUUUAUGGGUCUCGUUCAUACAAGGUUAUUAGUGCGAGCAAGAUGCAAAGAAAGUAAAAUUACGAAAAAGAAAAUGUCUGUCAAACUCGUGGAAGCCGUAUAGGUUAAUGAAAUGGAGCUCCCUUUAUUGUGUACAUGAAGUCAAUAUACAGAUGUAGUGCGAAAAGGGUUUCCUUCGUAUUUUUCCGGAAACGUUCGUAUUUGUCAUGCUAGUUCAGUCAAUGUCACUACAUCUUGUACUGAGACUGACUGAAAUAGCAUGACACGUUCGUACGUUUCCGUAAUAACGAAAGCAAAUCUUUUCGCACUAUAUCUGUACUGAUUGAUAGUAUAAUACGUAACAUAAGGAACCUCUGGAAGAUAUAUAUGCAUGGUUUGGUUUCACUUCUCUCCACUUAUCGAACGUUGCGCCGUUAAAAACAUUAUUAUUGUAUACAAAGUCAAUUUUUGAUACAUAUUUUAUUUACAUUGUUAGUAAUAAGAUUUUGACACAAUUAAUUUUAUUAUUUCUAGACAUUAUAUUGUUGUGUCCAAUAUUGAAUGCUCUUAUAAUUUCUUUAUAUUUUAAUGUCACUGAUUAAUUAUCUACACAUUCCAAUUUUAGCAUUUUGUGCAAGUAAAACUUGUAUUUUUGGCAAUUAUAUUCUUAUGAACACAGUAGGAUAAGAUAAGGAUAAUAGGAUUUUGUCAGAGGCUGUACUUUGCAAUUACAUAUAUCUUUGACCAUACAUUUAUUUGGCGUCCGAAUGCUUCAGGACAGCUGUUAUUCUACACAUUUAGCUAAUAACAGCUUCUGUGAAGGUCAAAAAUAGACACCUAUAUAGUAAAUUUAUUUAUCUAAGCUAUUGAAUGUGUGCCAUUCUUGAAACUUGCUUUGUUUAAUUUUUAUAGAGCUUCUUAUAUUUUAUCGAAUGAAUUAUUGUUUUCGUCCAAACUAUUAUUGCUGUAAUAAUAAAAUUUUAUAUGCCUUAA
Messenger RNA from Leguminivora glycinivorella, 5760 nucleotides. Its product is annotated as rabankyrin-5. The record is from RefSeq and is a predicted model, not a curated record. Gene Ontology annotation, molecular function: protein binding; metal ion binding. Lineage: Eukaryota; Metazoa; Arthropoda; Insecta; Lepidoptera; Tortricidae.